This is a messenger RNA of Acanthoscelides obtectus, 2788 nucleotides long. Lineage: Eukaryota; Metazoa; Arthropoda; Insecta; Coleoptera; Chrysomelidae. The record is from the annotation of a GenBank genome assembly.
CAUAAUUUCAAAUCCACCAAAAUGUAUAAAGUAAAUUAUUAAUGUGAGCAUUGUGAGUAGACGGAUGAUGGCAAUACUAGCAUAAGGAACACUUGCGGCGUGCGGAUGAUGAAAUGUUUUCAGCAAAAUUAUCAUAUCGCCAGCGAAUCAAGUGUCCAUUGAUUGACGUCUAUUUGCGAUGCGAAAAGUUCAUUCAGCUUCCUGUCAUGUUUGGCAGAAUACUUGACGUUGACAGUGAUGUUGACGCAUUUUGUCAGUGACAUUUCUCUUCACGAUCAAAAAUGUCGCCUCUGUGGAAUUUGCUUUGCCAUUACCAGCCAUGUUGACCUGUAUGAAUAACAUUUUCCAAUUUUUGUACGUGAAUUUGUGUGAAUAGGGUCGCCAAAGGAACAUUAUGCCCAGGUGCGAUGUGAAAACCAGAUACAUACCGGCUACGUUUGCUUGGACCUUACUCAUUGUCGCUACAACAUUAUUUUUCUACUAUCCGGCCCAAUACUAUAUUCCAAAACACCCAUGGGUACCGGCAUAUCAAGGUGUGAUCACGUUUUUUGUCUUAGCAAAUUUUACCCUUGCAACAUUUAUGGACCCAGGGAUCAUACCCAAAGCUCCACCUGACGAAGAUAGAGAAGAUGACUUUAGAGCCCCUCUUUAUAAAAAUGUAGAUAUUAAUGGUAUUACUGUACGCAUGAAAUGGUGUGUGACUUGUAAAUUCUAUAGACCACCAAGAUGUUCACAUUGUAGUGUUUGUAAUCACUGUAUAGAGACUUUUGACCAUCAUUGUCCCUGGGUGAAUAAUUGCAUUGGAAGGAGGAACUAUAGGUUUUUCUUUUUCUUCCUGAUAUCACUUAGUCUACAUAUGAUUAGUAUUUUCACACUGAGCUUGAUAUAUAUUCUCAAGUGUGGUGAUGACUAUACUAAACCUCAAUCAAUUGUGGCCAUGGUGUUGAUGGCUUUAAUAGCCCUGUUAGCAAUUCCAAUCUUUGGUCUAACUGGUUUUCAUAUGGUUCUUGUAUCUCGAGGAAGAACUACAAAUGAACAGGUCACUGGCAAGUUCAAGGGAGGAUACAAUCCAUUCUCAAGAGGAUGUUGGCAUAAUUGCUGUUACACUCAGUUUGGUCCCCAGUUUCCAAGCUUAGUGAAGCCCCACAAGUAUAAUCCAAAAAGGAAACAUUGUUCUCAUGGUCCAAUAGCUACUAUAGCUAAUGAUAGUCAAGUGAAAACUUACAUGGAUAACAGUAAUGGUAUUAGAAAUAUAAACUCAAAUGCUUACAAUAAGAUGUCGCCCGGUCGUGAGGGGUGCGACCCGGACAUGGAACCCUCGGCAUCGCAGUCACAGGAUUGCGAACCCACUCCUCCUUUACAACGGCAUGGCUCCAAGAGCAAUUUUUUUCUGUCCUCCUCAGGACAACAUGGCUGCGAUCAGGACUCCCCCAGGCAUCCGCCGAGGCCAAUGCAGCAUCACUAUCCGCGUAGUAGCCCGCAUCCUAGGCCUAGAGGCCUGGACCCUAGCAGAAGUGGGACCCCAGACAGUCUAGGACCUCAAAGGCCGUCGCCCACUAUGCAGCAGAGAAUCAAAGCGUUAGGUGUACCUACACCUUUGGCAAUGUCUAGUCCAGUUAGAAGAUCGAACCCAUCAACCCCAACGCAGCCUCGACGGCCUGACUUCAUCGGGGUGAUGUACGGGGGCAGUGGGGGAUGCCAACCCCCAGUAGGUGGGACCAGAGAGCAGCCCGCUGGUGGCGCAGGCGGCCACUAUUAUGACUUCCAGGAUGGCAGUGCAGUCAGUAGAGGUGGUCCAUUGAUGCAGGGAGCCCCCAAUUACAUGAACGGUAGCCCCCAGAGACGGUUCAUGUCGGAAGGUGAGCUGGUGCGACAGGAAGCACAUCAGCUCUCCUAUCCUCGGUCUAACAACACCGUGGACAACAUCAGAGAGCUGGCUAAUUCACCGCAAAGGGGCGUCUACAUGUGGAAAGAUACAUCGCCCAGUAGUAGUGGUGGCGGCGGCGUAAUAGGAGGCGGCGGCUACCCACCUGUCAGCAGCCAAUCGUCUUCCUCUCACUAUCACCACCAGCCAGAUCUAUACCGGUCGAACCCGACCAGUCCGACCGGGGGCGGGCAGCAGUACGGGGGCGGUCGAGCGUAUCAUCCGGCUCUGAGAGGCGGCGUACCGGUGUUCCCGCCCCAGCAGAGCCCGCAAGUGCAGCGGAAACAGACGCAGGCUCAACAACAACCGCCACAGCAGCCGCCCCAGGCGGAUAACAGGAGGAGGCCUAUGUCGUUCGUUAGGGCGUUGGAGAUGUCAGACACGAGCUGAGCUCCCAGGGCUCACAAUGCUCUGCGCACAUGUCCGGCGGCAGUGGUGUAGGAGUAAGUAUCGGUAGCAACCGCCCCUCCACUCCCGAUCGCACCAGCGUCUACGACAUGAACUACGAGAUCAGCGUGUAGGAGCGGCGCGCAGGCCCCCGACGGCAAUACGAAGGCUUCGGUGGCGGCCCCAGAUGAACGCUCGAUGCUGGAAUCCUCGCGUUCUACCCCCCGUAGACAGGCGACAGGCGGUUUCUCUGCAUCAGAGACGAACGGCGCAACGGCGGGGAAGAGCUAAGGUGUCGGCCAGCGGCAUCGAGAAGGGGUAAAGAAGGGUGGUGAUAUAGCGCACGGAAAAUGUGGCGGGUCUCUGCUAGGAACAUGAAUUGGCAUAACUCAUGCAGUUGCAAGUGAUCUUGUUCAAGCACCUCAGCGUUUGCACGUUCGCCACGUCAGUAAAAUUAUUCUUUGUCAAACACAAUUG